AUGGACUCCGCCGCCGUCAGGGGCUUGCUCGCCGCGAGCUUGGAACCGGAUGCGGAUAAUCGGCGGAGGGCUGAGCUUCAGCUGAAGCAGGUCGAAGAGCAUGCCGGUUUCAUGGAUUGCCUUUUCCAGAUACUCCAGGCCGAGCGCGAAGCCAGCGUCCGGCUCUCCACCGUCAUCUACAUCAAAAAUCGGGUCAACCGCGCCUGGUACCCGUCCGAUUCAUUUUCCAACGAAACCUUGAUACCCGAAGAUGAAAAGGCUCGCAUCCGAGACAUGCUGGUGCCGAUUCUGGCCUCAUCGGAAGGCCCCGUCCAACAACAGCUCGUCCCCGUCCUCCAGCGCAUCCUGCAAUGCGACUUUCCCGCUCGCUGGCCGCGCUUCAUCGACUUCACCAUGGAGCUGCUCAACACUAACAGCCCCACCUCCGCCCACGCCGGCCUCCAGUGUCUGCUCGCCCUCUGCCGCGCUUUUCGUUACAAGUCGACAGAGAACCAGGACAGGCAUCGUUUCGACUCCAUCGUCGAGACGAGUUUUCCUCGCCUCAUGGCCAUCUGCAACGAGCUGGUCAACCAGGAGAGCGACGAGGCGGGCGAGAUGCUGCACCUGGCUCUCAAGGCCUACAAGCACGCCACAUGGCUUGAGCUUUCCCCCUAUUUGCAACAGCGCGAGGUCAACAUUGCCUGGUGCACCGUCUUCCUCCAGACCGUCGCCAAGACGGCUCCCGCGAGCUCCAUGCAGGGCGAUCAGUUCGACCGCGAAAAACACCACUGGUGGAAGGCCAAGAAAUGGGCCUACUUCAACCUCAACCGCCUCUUCAUCAGGCACGGUAACCCCUCGAGCCCGGGCAAGGGUGACGAGGCCGCGCAGUUUGCCAAGGACUUUACCACCAACAUCGCACCCGAAAUCAUGAAACACUACCUCCAGGAGAUCGAGAAGUGGGUUGCCAAGACGUCGUGGCUCAGUCGGCCCUGCCUGUCGUACACACUCGUCUUCCUCGACGAGUCUGUCCGGCCCAAGGAGAUGUGGGCGCACCUCAAGGCGCACCUGACCAAUCUCGUCACCCACUUCGUCUUCCCGGUGCUUUGCCUGACCCCCGACGACGUCGAGCAGUUCGAGGACGAGCCCGAGGAGUAUCUCCACCGCAAGCUCAACUACUUCGAGGAGGCGUCGGCCCCGGAUGUCGCCGCCACAAACUUCCUCGUCAAUCUCACAAAGAACCGCCGGAAAGAGACGUUUGAGAUUCUCAAGUUCGUCAAUGCCGUGGUGAAUGAAUACGAGCAGUCGCCAGACGACAAGAAGAACCACAUGGCCAAGGAGGGUGCGCUGAGGAUGAUUGGUACCCUCGCACCCGUCAUCCUCAGCAAGAAGAGCCCCAUUGCCGACCAGGUCGAGUACUUCCUGGUCCGAUACGUGUUUCCGGAUUUCACCAGCGUCCAGGGCUAUCUCCGUGCGCGAGCCUGCGACACCAUUGAAAAGUUCGAGCAGCUCAACUUCCAGGACCAGAACAAUCUCCUGACCAUCUACCGCCACAUCCUGGACUGCAUGGCCGACCCGGCGCUACCCGUGCGGGUCACGGCUGCUCUUGCGCUGCAGCCCCUCAUCCGGCACGACGUGAUCCGGACCAGCAUGCAGCAGAGCAUCCCGACCAUCAUGCAGCAGCUGCUCAAGCUUGCAAACGAGGCCGACAUCGAUGCUCUGGCCAACGUCAUGGAGGACUUUGUCGAGGUCUUUGCCGCUGAGCUCACCCCCUUCGCCGUUGCCCUCUGCGAACAACUGCGCGACACCUAUCUUCGCAUUGUGCGUGAGCUUCUCGAGAAGGAGAGCAAGGCCGGCGAUGACGGCGACGCCUAUCCCGAGUACGACGACAAGAGCAUCACCGCCCUGGGCGUCUUGCAGACCAUUGGAACCCUCAUCCUCACCCUCGAGAGCACCCCCGAUGUCCUACUCCACAUCGAGGCGGUGCUAAUGCCGGUGAUCAAAAUCACUCUGGAGAAUAAGCUCUACGACCUGUACAACGAAGUCUUUGAGAUCAUCGACAGCUGCACUUUUGCCGCCAAGGGCAUCUCGCCAAACAUGUGGCAGGCGUUUGAGCUGAUCCACACCACCUUCAAGGCCGGCGCCGAGUACUACCUGGAAGAUAUGCUGCCUGCUCUCGACAACUUCGUCCAGUACGGCGUCCCGCAGCUUUGCCAGAAGCCGGAAUACGUUCAGGCCCUGUACUCAAUGGUGGCCGACAUGUUCACCGAAAACGUCCAGCAGGGCGGCGUGGAGCGCAUCUGCGCGUGCAAGCUAGCCGAGGCGAUGAUGCUGAGCCUCCGAGGCCACAUUGACAGCUGCGUGGAGGGCUUCAUCGUUAUGGCCAUGGGCAUCCUGGCUGCGCAAGAUGUCAAGAUCAAGAGCUACAAGAUCCAUCUCAUGGAAAUGGCCAUCAAUGCCAUCUACUACAACCCCAUGCUGGCGCUGCAGGUGCUGGAGAACAAGGGAUGGACGAACCGCUUCUUCAGCCUCUGGUUCGGAAGCAUGGCGUCCUUCAGCCGGGUCCACGACAAGAAGCUGUGCAUUGUGGCCAUUUCGGCGCUUCUAAGUGUGAAUCACGAGCAGGUCCCGGCCAGCGUGUCUGUCGGGUGGCCACGGCUGCUCCAGGGCAUCACUGAACUGUUCAGAACGCUGCCCAACGCAAUGAGAAAUCGCGAAGACGCUCUGCGGGACGACUUCCAGCUCGACUCCACCUACGACUAUGGCGAGGAUGACGAGUGGGACGAGGACGACGCUAACUGGAACGGAGAGGAAGAAGCCACCCAAGAGGAGACGGCUGAAGUCAAGGACGAGAGCAAGGCCUACCUGGAGUUUUUGAAUGACGAGGCUCAAAAGUUCAGCCGUCCCAUUAGUGACGGCGAUGAGGACGAAUUGGGAGAGGAUAGCGUCCUCCUCGAAUCGCCCUUGGAUAAGAUUGAGCCCUAUCAGCUUUUCAAGGCCGUUUUGAUGAGGAUGCAACAAGAGCAGCCUCAGUUUUACGCCAAUCUGGCUGGCCAUCUGUCGGCAGAAGAUCAACACAUGGUCCAGGCCAUCAUGACCAAGGCGGACGAAAUCGCCGCACAGCAAGCCCAGCUCCUGGCACAGCAGCAACAGGGCCAGAUGCCGCCCAACGCCGCCGCGCCUGCCAGCUAG
Hirsutella rhossiliensis is the source of this 3168-nucleotide messenger RNA. RefSeq names its product cse1 domain-containing protein. Gene Ontology annotation, cellular component: nuclear envelope; cytosol. The record is from RefSeq and is a predicted model, not a curated record. NCBI's taxonomy places the organism in Eukaryota, Fungi, Ascomycota, Sordariomycetes, Hypocreales, Ophiocordycipitaceae. Gene Ontology annotation, molecular function: small GTPase binding. The coding region runs from base 1 to 3168 and encodes 1055 amino acids. Gene Ontology annotation, biological process: protein import into nucleus. The transcript is spliced from 9 exons.